This is a messenger RNA of Anastrepha ludens (Mexican fruit fly), 6317 nucleotides long. RefSeq names its product E3 ubiquitin-protein ligase SH3RF1 (gene cindr). The transcript has 7 exons. Gene Ontology annotation, molecular function: protein binding. NCBI's taxonomy places the organism in Eukaryota, Metazoa, Arthropoda, Insecta, Diptera, Tephritidae. The coding region runs from base 1171 to 3951 and encodes 926 amino acids. The record is from RefSeq and is a predicted model, not a curated record.
CAGCGUUGGUGACAAACGAGCAAAAGCAUCGAACAUCAAGUUAUGUUGGUAGCGGAAGAAUUAACUUAAUGCAUUUUUGUUGCGAACUUGAGGAAUAUUAAAUAUAUUUCUAAAAAACGCUGAAAACAAAAGAAAUAUGUAUUAAAUCUGGGGUGCACAUAUAAGGAAAAGAUCAGUGAGAAAGUGUUGCGGCUUCCAUUUGAAUGCUAAUAAGAAGUGUGAAAAAAGGUGUGAAUAGUUUGAAAAUCAAUAACAAAACGAAAUUGGGGAAGAAGUGCAUUUCUACUGGAGCAAAUAUGUUUUUAUUUUUUAUUUUGAGAAUAUAAGAAAGUGUAUUGUUGCUUCAAUGCAUUGCAGUGCAAAUUUUUAAACGUAUUUGAAAUUGAUAAAUUCAAUGAAAAAUGUACGCGAAGUUGGCGUUGGACGGGAUCAUUGGUAGAAUUAGCUAAUACGGUGGUUUUGAAUCCGGUACGAGUGUACAUAGGUACGAGUAUUUUUUUGCCACUGUUGCGCGUUACGUAGAAUAAUCAGUCCGUGAGUUUGGUAAUUUCUUCGCGUUUUAACAUCGCUUUUGUUGCUUUCCUCAUUGUUCUUUGCGUCCCGGGUGCCGUGAUGUGAAUUAAUUAUUUUUGUUUUUCCUUAUUUGAGUGUGUCUGUACAGACGUCUACUGAUGGUGCUUUAGUGGAUUACAUUGUAAUGAUUCCCUUUUGAAAGUUUUACUUCCUUUCAUGGUUUCUUGUUGUAAGCGUAAAAUUACGAACCAACCGCUAAUAAAAAAUGAAGUGAAGUGAACAAAGCGACAAAUUAAAGAAACAGAAAACGGUUAAUAAGGUCAAAAUCAACAAAAAAUAUCAACGAUUGUUGGUUUAGUGGAUAAACUUAUGAGUUGGUGAUUCAUUGCUGUAAAGUCACACCAAACCACAAAAUACAGUUAUUGUGUUCACAAGCGAAACCGUGCAGUAGUUAGCAGCCUGCCAACUAGCCAUUUCAAUUCAAGCGGGUAGUGGACUACUUUAACGUGGUCCGGCGUAUACUGAGCGGUAUUACGCGCGAUAAGAACAACAAACUUCUGCAUGAUUGCAGUAUUCCUGCUGCUUCUUUGUUGCUGUGCACCUUCACCCUACAACAACUAACUAAACUUCAUUUGGCACACUCUACCGCAGUACAAUAUGGACGUUGGAUCACUAGGAGUUUCCGCCAUUGUCGAGUAUGAUUAUGUGGGCAAGGAACCCGAUGAGCUGGACUUAGUCAAAGGUGCUCUUAUACACAACAUUAAACAGAUGCCGGGUGGCUGGUGGGAAGGCACACUGCAAUCUACAGGCGAAACAGGCAUGUUUCCGGAUAAUUUUGUGCGAGUUAUUGAUAACAGCGACGAAAAUAAAGUCACAAUGAGGGACAAAGCAGCAACAGCCAAUCGUCGCUGUAAAGUCAUCUUCAGCUACACACAAGUCAAUGACGACGAAUUGUCGCUGGCCGUGGGUGAUGUCAUUGAAUUCCUGGGGGAGGUCGAGGAAGGCUGGUGGCGUGGACGUUUAAAAAACAAAAUCGGUGUAUUUCCAUCGAAUUUCGUUACCGUUAUCGAGCCAUCACCUAUUUUGGCCAGUAAACGACCAGCUGCCGGUCCUGCCGCUACAUCAACACUAAAAACAGCUGCAACUUCUGCCGCCUCCACCGCAAUAGCAACGCCAAAUGUCGGUGCUAGUAGUUCCACAUCAUCGACUAGCACAAACACAGUAACCGCCAGUUCAACAACGAAGAAAAUGAAUCGCAUUAGUUUUCACAGCUCCAAAGAGGAUCUAUUGAAUAUUAGUAGCAUAAGCAGCGGCAACUCCAACGCGCCAUCGACCAGCACAAACAACACAUCAAUGGAUGAUGUUGCACCAUCGUUGCCACCAAAACCGCAACGGGAGUACUGUCGCGUCGAGUAUCCGUAUACGCCACAAAACGACGAUGAGCUGGAGUUGAAAGUGGGCGAAAUCAUCACGAUCAUCAGCAUGGAAUUGCCGGACAAGGGUUGGUGGAAGGGCGAGUUGCAGGGCAAAGUUGGUGUAUUUCCAGAUAAUUUCGUCAAACUGUUAGACGUCACAUCACUGAGCGACUCACAACCACAUUCCCAACGUACUGCCAAAGCAUCUAAUGCUACUGCUGCCACCGUUGCCGCCAACACAGCCCAUCUGAGAUCAGCCAUUGGUUCGGCAGCCACAUCGGCGGCGCACACCACAGCUGCUACAUCGAAAGUGUUCGUCAAGAAGUCUGGCAGUAAUUCGUCGACGCAAAGCUCUAACCGCUUACAGAGCGGCAAUGUUGCUGCACAACGCAAAUCGUUGGAGAAUAAAAAUCUAGAUUUGGCAGCGAAUGCGGCGGAUGCAAGCAAUCGUUUGGCAUUGAAGAAGCAACAGUUACAGCAGCAACAACAACAACAACAUUUGCAAGAGACGAAGGCGGUAUUGACCAAUAACGGUAAUAUUACAACAACGACCACAACAACAACCAGCAUGUCGUCCAGCUCAGCCGCAGUUGCCAAUGAGUUGCGCAAGAGCUUGGAGAGUCUGGACGAGAAGACGAAGACGCCACCGCCGGUGCUGACGAAGAAGCCCACCGUGACGACGAAAAAACCGUCGAGCGUUUCAGGAGUUGCAAGCAACCUCUUUGGCUUCGGGAAGCAAAAGACGAAAAGCACCGACAGCAAACUUGCCACAGCUGCAUCACAGGACUUCGCUGAUGGCAUGUGCGCUAGCAAGAGUAGUCAGGGUGAUGGAGUUGUGAUGCGUCGCGCCGCCACCAUAGCGGUGGAGGACUCCGAUUUCGAUCAUCUAGAACGCGCCUCCAUACUGACAGACAUGCGUGCUGGACGUGUUAAAGCGCCGAAACGCCGUCCACCCUCGGCGGCUAUUAACAUAAUUGGUGAAAGCAACAAUAACGAUACGAUUUACCUCAAUGGCAGCAGCAGCGGUGGCGCUGCAUCGAGUAGUGAACUUUCACAAGAUGAAAGUAAACUGCUAUCAUCCGAUGAUAAUUCGACCGGCGAGGAGCAAUUGGCAAAACCGAAGCCACGCGAAUGGGAGAAGAAGAAGGCGCCGUGGAUGGAGGAACUGAAAGCAUCACAAGUCAAGAAGAAGACAUCGCCCAGUGUGGAGCCGCGCUCACAAGGCAACACCUCGGUGGCCGAUCGUACAUCACGACUACUGGGCGACGAUGCCAAAUUGACUAGCAGCAACCACACAACUACAAGCAGCAGCAGUACUCACAGUAGUAGCAGCAGCUCCACCACUACCACAAAAGUACAGACCUCCUCGGUUUCGUCGAGUAUAAUGCAGCAAUCGAUGACUGUCGAAAAUAGCCAACAAAUAUUGAAGAAAGAACUUAAUUCCAACACUAUUGCUGACAUCAUGACCAAAAGUAUGAGCAAUAAAUUUACAACUGACUCAUCGACGCUUGCGAACGCUACACAUGCCACCAAUAACACCACUGUCACCGAUGAUGUGCGCACGCGACCAAACAGCCUUUCGAUACGUAAUCGCAGUAUGUCACCUUCGCUAGCGGAAAGUAGCGGCAGUAGCAGUGCGCGCACGACAGCAAUGAAGAGUAACGCUUCACCAGCACCAGUGGCCAAUAAUGAGCCAAGUUCUAAUGGUGCGGCGGCGAGCUCAUCCACACUAGUUGCUGGCUCUGUGGUGUCAGCGGCGACGACGGCGGCGGCGUCUAGCCAAAAUUCAAUAGGUGCUAAUAGCCAUUAUUAUCAACGGACCAGCAACACUGCAGCGCCAACGGGCGGUGAUAAUACGCGCAUAGGCGAGCUGGAGCGGCGUGUUGGCAAAUUGGAGUUGACUGUGGUGUCACAACAGCGUACCAUCGACGAACUGAUGCGGCUGCUGCGCGAGGAGACAGAUCGUGUGAAGGUGUUGCGUGGCGAACUGGACAAAUAUGCACAGUGCGUGACGCAAGUUUAAUUGCCUACCUAUAGUUGUUCUGCUUGUUGUUGUUAGCAAAAUGUAGCAGAGUGUUUGGAGUAGUGGUGUGGUUGGUAGUGGAUGUGUGCCCCAGUCUCUUAGAGCCCCAGCUUGCAGUGCGCUUGUAGAGAUAGAGUGAAGGAAGGGAGCCUAGUUUUUUACUUACCUGCAUAUUUUACUGCAUUCCAAUUUAUUAUAUACUAUAUUUACAUAUAUACAAGUAUAUGUAGGUAUGUAUGUAUGUAUUGUUUUUGAUUUUCCUUCUUUAAUUAUGUGAUUAAUUUAAUUUUCGGGCAUUGUAAAAAAGUCCCACAUGUAGGAUAACGAAAGUUUUUGCGAACAGUGGACCCGUAGUUAUACCAAGUAUUUGCAUACAUAUGUAUGUAUACAAUUAUUUAGAUUUAUUUUCAUUUUUCAAAAGUGUUAAUAUGUUUCUGCAUGCUCUUCCUGCUGCGCCCACGAUGGGAUCGUAUAGCGGUUAAGCGGCAUUUAUCUUUAUUUCGAAUGAGUUGCUUUAAUCGAUUGCUGAAAUAAUUACAAAUGCGUAGUAAGCAUCCCUAUAAAAGUGUAAAAUACACAAACGAUAUUAGUAAACGAUAAAUGUAACAUAUCACGCUGUUCAAGACAUUUUCUAAAAAAUAAAACCAUUAGAGUCUAACAAAAAUAAGUCUUGUAUGGCAGUACUUAACAUGAGAAUGCUCCUCUUUAGAAUAAAGUAAAAAAAAAAAGAAAACAACAGCAAUAUUGGGAUGUAUAGGUUUAAUAUCUACAUAAAAAAUUAAGUAUUUUUCUAAAAAAUAAAAAACAAAAAGCAAAACAUAGCUUAAACACUAAAGUUUGUCGAAAAAGUGAAAUGUUAAGAACAAUAGUAGCACUAAAUGCUGUUGUAAACAGCUGAUUUACAAUUGUUCUACCUAUACAUAUAAAGUAAAAUUUAGCAGUAAUAAAGUAAGGGCGUGUGUACGAGUAUUGUGUGUAUUGAUUAUAAAAAUACUAGAAUUACAAGUAUUUGCCAUUAAACUGCUGAUUUGCGAAUUAGUCUAGUGUGAACACCAACAUAGUAAACACACGCAGAACUGUAGCUAUCGAACCUUAAAGGUAUACACUCCUUUCCACUCGACUGUAAAUCCCAAAUGUGACGCGAUAUUAACACCGUUGCAUGCCAAAGUUUCUCUAUCCGAUCUAAUAUUGUGAUCAAAUUGAAAGCUGACUUUCCAAACAAACAAACUUCGCGGCGAUAUUGGUUUGAAGAAAUAUUUUUUUUUAAGUUUAUUAUUUAAUGUUCAUGCUUACCUGGUCAACAAUUCGAUUCGUAACGAUGUAGUUGUUGUUCUAGCAGCAUAGACAUUCCCCACGCAUGCACGGAGAAUGCUGCUGCAGUGACAAUUCUUGGUCGGAUAUAAAACUGCAAUUAGUGGUGUCGUACCGUAGCCAUAACCGUAGCCAUAUCAAUCAGUUGAUCUGAUCAAACAUAUGGGCAUCACUGCGAACGAUUAUAAGUGCCGCACCAUAACGCCAUAACCAUAACCGUAGCCGUAGAUAUCUAUUGAAGCGUAAGCAGCUGUGAAAUACUUAACAUUUGUUUGAAUAUUUGCGAUACAAAUUUGAAUAUUAGAAACCAACGACGAAAAAUUACUUGACUUAGCAGAGAAUUAUUCAUAUUUUUAUCGCAAAAUGCAAAUGUUUUCAUUAAUUUUACUUCAAUAUCAGCUGUUUAUGGUUACGGAAUGUCUAAUCGACAAUUGCUGUAAUGUUGUGGCUAUGGCAUAACUUACGGCUAUGGCGUUAUGGCUACGGUACCACUAAUUGCAGCUUAAAUCCGGGUCGUUCUGGUAACGUAGAACCGACUGUUGUAGGAACGUCGGCCGCGAAGACUUCAUUCAGCCCCAAUGUGGCUUCUAAUUAUUCAAUAAGGUAGCGCAAAUGCCACAAAAAAGGCAUAUAAAAGGAGUCUCGCAAAUUGCGACGUGAACUGCCGAGUUUAGCAAAUGUUUCGGCAAUUGGAAACAACUUUGACACAAGUGUUUAUUAUUUGGUUUUUGGUUUUUUGUAGGACGCUUAUUUUGUAAGCGGCGAGCAAAAUGACUUUUCAAGAAUAAAAAAAUAUUUUAAAAUAAAGAAAAAAAAACUAUUCACCUUUCAAUUUGAUCAUAGUAGCAUACAAAACUUUUUACUUCUUUAUUUUGGCAAAGGCAUCGUGCAACUCCAUAUGCAAAGCUACCUUUAUGAUUAUUAUUAUAUUAUUAAUUCUUUAUGCUAUUUUCUUUAUGCAAUCAUGUACUAUAUUAAAAGAAAAAUAUGAUUAAAUAAUAUUAGAAUAUAAUGCAAAUUGAAAUAAUAAUAAUAAUAAAAAAAAUUCAUACGAA